AUGGAGCGCUCCAUCUCCAUAUACCUGAUGGCGUCGCGAAUUGCGCGUGCCGACGACGAUACGGGCUCUAUCGGGGUAUUGCCUGCACCUCCCGGUGUGACGCCAGAUCUCCAAAACCCCAGAGACGCCGGGCGUAAAACCUGCAUCAUAAUCAUGUCCGUCUGUCUCGGUCUGGUGACAAUCCUUUUCUUUCUACGCUCGUAUGUCAAGAUACGCCUUGUCCGGAACUCCUUCUUGGAAGAUGUAACUUGCACUAUAGCCUGGGCCAUGAUUGUAGUAUUCACGGCCACGGUAUUAAUGACGAAUUCAUACGGUGUCGGCUAUCAUGUCUGGGAAAUAUCGCAGGAAACAUACUUAAACUCGCUCAAGUGGCUCUGGGGUUGCUCAGUUGCAUACUGUCCAGCCGCUUUCUUUACCAAGACGACACUUCUUCUAUUGAUCGCGCGUGUCUUCGCAGUUGAAGAGCGCACCGCUCGCGCUAUCUAUUGCUUCAUCAUCUUCAUUCUGAUUCUUUACCUACCUAUUCAGAUAGUCAAGACCAUCAUCUGCCUUCCGAUAAGAUCCUACUGGGACAAGAGCGUUCCAGGACGGUGCCUGGACCAAAAGAAGGCCUUUGUGGUCGACCUUUCCGUUGCCAUCCUGACAGACCUUGUGAUUCUCCUUCUCCCGAUCCCCCUGACCUGGAACUUGCGAAUGCCCCGGAAGCAGAAACUGAAGAUCUGGGCCCUCCUGGGCACUGGGGGUGUCGCAGUUGCCACAACAGUCUAUCGCAUGGUCAAGGCCAUUCAAUUCAUGCACCAAACUGAUGUGACGGCGGAUAUUAUUGCUCUAGAUCUGUCAACGAUGGUUGAGUUGACGAUUGGAUUCUCAUGUGCCUGCCUCCCGGCACUCAACAUCCUAUUUCAGAGACGGUCGAACCGGCGUUCCGAUGGCAAUUCGCCGCGAACAAGCAAGAAUAACAGCCCAUGGCGCAGCUGGAAGUGGGAUUUCAUGUCUAGCACGGGGAAACCGACUUCGUCUGCGACAAUCCAUCACUCUGCGCCCUCUAGACUGCCGUCCGUCACAGAGACCAAGGCGGGCCCGGUCAACUUCGACGUCGAGUUGGCCAUGAUAUCAGAUCCAGAUGGCGUUAAUGCGACUGUGUCAUCCCCUCGGGAGCAUGAGGAGGACCGGAAUGGGGAUCAUUGGUUUGUUCACGAACGGGCCAACUCGCUGGAUGGAAGGCGGCAAGGCUGGCUUGAUCCAAAGAUGCACCAGCAGACACAGAAUCCAGCGUCAUAUGAGAAUGUCAGCGAGGAUUCUCGGACAUCGGUAACAAACCCUUCAACGGAACUAGCGAGGGUCAGUGGCAACAGGCCGUGGAGUAGAAUCUUUGACGGGACCGAUAAUUCUCCACCACCUUGA
Molecule: messenger RNA, 1404 nt
Organism: Clonostachys rhizophaga
Lineage: Eukaryota; Fungi; Ascomycota; Sordariomycetes; Hypocreales; Bionectriaceae
Source: the annotation of a GenBank genome assembly